Messenger RNA from Acanthochromis polyacanthus (spiny chromis), 1984 nucleotides. Its product is annotated as germ cell-specific gene 1-like protein. Lineage: Eukaryota; Metazoa; Chordata; Actinopteri; Pomacentridae. The transcript is spliced from 5 exons. The record is from RefSeq and is a predicted model, not a curated record. Gene Ontology annotation, cellular component: plasma membrane. Bases 303 to 1199 code for a protein of 298 amino acids.
UGGAUGGAAGCGAACGUCAAAUCCUCUGACAACGUGACGUCCUAUAGGCUGGACGCUCGUGGGACACCUCGUGUGAAUAUGAUGGAUAUGUGACACUGUGACGCACAGCUGAGCUGCAGCUGGAGAUACUGUCUGAGUCCUGAGCGUAGCUGGAGGUUUUCUGAGAUCAGCAGAGCUCCAAAUGGGACCCUCACCUCACCUGGCGUGUUUGGGAAUGAACCUGGACCAGUGCGUCGGUGCCAUUUGGCACACAUGAACUUUUUGGUCCACGGCGCGCUAAUCCUGCACCUUUCACUCCGACAAUGAAGACGUCUCGCAGGUGCAGGAGCCUUCUGUCGGUUAGUUUGAACUUCUUCGCCCUGUUGUUCUCCAUCACCGCGUUCAUGACCACCUACUGGUGCGUUGGCACGCAGAGAGUCCCCAAACCAAAGUGCAGCAAGCUGCGGACGCACCAGUGCAUCGACUAUGGAGUGAACGAAACGGACCCCAACAAAGUGGUGUACAGCUGGGAGACCGGGGACGACCGGUUCCUGUUUCGUCAGUUCCACACUGGCAUCUGGUUGUCCUGCGAGGAAAAUAUCCACGAUGAAAGUGAGAGAUGCCGAAGUUUCAUUGAUUUAGCCCCUCUGUCAGAGAAAGGCAUGCUCUGGCUGUCGCUGGUUUCUGAGAUGUUGUACAUCAUUCUGCUGGUUGUGGGCUUCAGUCUCAUGGGUUUGGAGCUGGUGCAUUCCAGCAACGUCAUUGAUGGACUCAAGCUCAACGCCUUUGCUGCUGUCUUCACUGUGCUCUCAGGUCUUCUCGGUAUGGUGGCUCAUGUGAUGUACUGUCAGGUCUUCCAGGUCACCGUCAGCCUCGGUCCACCUGACUGGAGGCCCUACAACUGGGACUACGGCUGGUCUUUCUGCAUGGCCUGGGCGUCCUUCACCUGCUGUAUGGGUGCAUCGGUCACCACCCUCAACUCCUACACAAAGACCGUCAUCGAGUUCAGACACAAACGUAAGACCUUUGAACAAAGCAUUCGUGAGGAGCACGCACGGGAGGCUUUCGGAUAUUUCCGAGAACACUCCGUGCACUCCAUAUCCAAAUCUGUGGAGGUUUACUCCAGCCAGAGCCUAAAAAGUGGCCGAAAAACUCCCAUACCUGCUGACUUCUUGGACUUCAGUGACAUUGCAGGGUCUUUGGGGGAAGAACAAUGCUGAGGGAGACAGGACAGUAUCUUGACAGACGGGAGCAUUGCUGAGCCUCUUUGGUAAGUGUUCACUGUAGGAUGAGCAUUUAUCAGAGCAGCCGGACGCUUUGUUAGCUCCAUCUGAUGUAUUUCAACACUGCCUUAACUGCAACAGUUCAUGGAGCUGCAAGUCGUACAAAGACUAAGUCGGGAAAUCCAGCUGAGAACUUGAAAUAGUGGAUGCAAAUCUCAUGGAAUUUUUUUUUUCUGUUUGUGCAACCUACCACAGUGUAGAUGUAAAAGAAAAUGCAAACCCAUAUAAACAGAGUAUCUCUCAGAUGGUAAUAGCCUUAUUAAACAUGUUCAGACAGUCAGAAAAUCCAUGCAAAGACAGUUCAUCUGGGCUGUCAUUUUUUCAAAAAAUCAAACCAUGAACACUUAAUGCAAAUGAUGUGCCUAUUUACAGUAUGUAAAUUGUAAAUAAGUUGUGAAGUGCAGUAUGUUUGUACACCGAAUGUUUGUGAGAAAGAGUGGAUCGUUUUUCUUUUAGAUUCUCAUAAUUUAUCAUCUCAUGAAGCCCAAAUGAGCAUUUGCAAGACAUUUCAGUUGGACGAGUGUGAUUUACGUGGCAAAAAACUGCUGAGAAACUUACAACACAGAUCUGUCGAGCUUGAAAAUUCAUCUAAAUGCACAUGUGAUGACUGGAAUGAGCCACAGUCAGUAUACCUUCUCACAUUAGUAGUAGAGUACAUCAUUUUCAUUUCAUCUUUCUGUGUUGAUUGAAGGAAAAUAAAAACUAAAUGCUGUCGAAAUGUC